Molecule: messenger RNA, 1491 nt
Organism: Cutaneotrichosporon oleaginosum
Lineage: Eukaryota; Fungi; Basidiomycota; Tremellomycetes; Trichosporonales; Trichosporonaceae
Biological process (GO): chromatin remodeling; regulation of gene expression; folic acid-containing compound biosynthetic process
Cellular component (GO): chromatin; nucleus
Molecular function (GO): ATP binding; histone H3K9 demethylase activity; histone H3K36 demethylase activity
Source: RefSeq, a predicted model, not a curated record
AUGGGCCACGACGCGACAUCCGCGGGGCCUUCCAGCGGAUGGAACCACGGAUACUCCCAGCCGAACCGCUCGCCGGCGGCGCCACCGCCGCAUGUCCUCCCUCCGACAGUGCCGCGUGGGGUAGGCAAAAUCGACCUGGGCCUUGAUCGUAUGCGGGAUCUCAUGCGCGGUCUCCCGCCCAUGACGACCCCGGCCGUCCACCUGGCCGGGACGAAUGGCAAGGGAUCCGUGUCGGUGAUGAUGGAGUCAUGCUUCCGUGCGGCUGGUUUCCGCACCGCCCGUUACAAUUCACCCCACCUGCUCGAGGCACGUGAUGCCAUCCGCAUCGACGGCAUGCCCCCAUCGCGCGAGGAGUACGCCAAUGCACUAGCGCAUGUUGAGCGCGUCGCCAAGGAUCGCAACCUCGACGCAACAAUGUUUGAGGUCGCGACCGCGGCCUUCUUCUACAUGGCCUCGACGGUCCAACCCCCCGUGGACAUCAUGAUCGUCGAGUGCGGCAUGGGCGGUGCGCGCGACGCUACCAACGUUAUGCCCGACGAGAUCAUCCUCGCGUCCGGCCUCACAUCCGUCGGGCUCGACCACACCGACCGUCUCGGCACCACCAUCGGGGAGAUCGCGCGCGAGAAGGCGUCGAUCGUAGUCCCCGGCGCGGUGCUGGUCACCUCGCCGAACCUGCACCCCGAAGCGGCCGGCGUGGCGCGCGCGAUCGCGGACGAGCGCCGCGCGCACUACAUCCUGGCGGCGCCGAGCCGCAUGCUCGCGCCGCAAGGCGGCCUGUCCCUCGUGCCGUUCCGCGAGCCGGCGCCCGCGACGGUCCGCACGCCGCUGGCCGGCGUGACGUCGCGGCACCUCGACACAGCGCUCGCCCUCGGCGGCGCACACCAGCUCGACAACCUCUCGCUGGCGCUGACGCUGCUCGACGUGAUGCGGCACGACACGCGCGCCCUGGGCAUCCAGCCCAAGCUCAAGCAGCUGACCGAGGCGCACCUUGCCGCGGGCAUCGCGAAUGCGCGGUGGGAGGGCCGCUGCUCGUGGCUCGCAUGGCGCAAUAGCGACACGCCCGUCCCCAUCCUCGCGGACGGCGCGCACAACGCCGACUCGGCGACUACGCUGCGCGCAUACAUCGACAGCCUUGAUCUUCCGCAUCGCCCACGCACGUUCAUCGUCUCGCUUUCGGCCAACCCUGCCAAGACGCCGCAGAGCGUCCUCGCCCCCCUCUUGCGCCCCGGUGACCGCGUCGCCCUCGUCGAGUUCACCACCCCCGUCGAGGGCAUGCCGUGGAUCCGGCCCGUUGAGAAGGCGGCCAUGCGAGCCGCUGCGGAGGCGCUGCAGGCCGGCGAGAUUGUCGACAUGCCCGGUGCGGGCCCACACGCCCUCGCCGGCGCCCUCCGCUGGGCGCAGAGCGACUGGAACGCUCGCGGCCCAGGCCUCACCAUCGUGUGUGGAAGUCUGUAUCUCGUCGCGGACGCUUACCGUCUCCUUGGCGCUUAG